UUGAUUUCAACCAUUUCCUCCCUGCAACAUGCAGUUUACCUCUCAAGAAGUGGAGGAAAUUAUCGUAUUUGAGGAAGUGGAGAAGGAGUUGGAGAGUGUUGAAAAGUCGUUCGAAUCCGGGGACAUGCAGUCCUUCGGCCGAAAUAAAAAAGACAUUAUAGAUCAAUUCGAUAAAUUCCGACAUUACGACGAAGAAGUGUUCCGCCAUCACUGCGACGCAGUCAUUGGAGCCCAUCUCGUGGCAACGGCAGAUAGUGAAGGAGAGAAGGAUGGGGAUGACAGCAUUGAAAAGCGGAAAGCGCAGCUGCUGCAAGCAAGGAACAGCAUUCAGAUGAAGGUUUGCUUCGUGUUUGAAUGUGACUUGUAGACAGGCGAACUACGUAAAUUAGUGUUUGUGUAGGAGAUUGGCAUUCGAUGUAGAAACGAAAUUAACGGAAUUAUUGCAGAAAGUAAUGGCU
Blastocystis hominis is the source of this 458-nucleotide messenger RNA. RefSeq lists its product as hypothetical. Bases 29 to 367 code for a protein of 112 amino acids. Lineage: Eukaryota; Bigyra; Opalinata; Blastocystidae. The record is from RefSeq and is a predicted model, not a curated record. The transcript is spliced from 2 exons.